Messenger RNA from Magallana angulata, 4627 nucleotides. RefSeq lists its product as uncharacterized. Gene Ontology annotation, biological process: DNA integration. Gene Ontology annotation, molecular function: nucleic acid binding. Lineage: Eukaryota; Metazoa; Mollusca; Bivalvia; Ostreida; Ostreidae. The coding region runs from base 112 to 3933 and encodes 1273 amino acids. The transcript has a single exon. The record is from RefSeq and is a predicted model, not a curated record.
GUGGACGAUCAGUGCAAUCAGACACUUGCUUCACCCGAACUGUUAGAUAUCCUGAAUAUCUCUAGUGUACCUACCAAAUUCACCCUAACUACAUGUUCAGGAAAGACAGCUAUGUAUGGCAGAAAUGUUCUCGGACUCAAAGUGCGAUCUAUUGACAAGAACGUUACUUUAGACCUUCCAUCUACUCUCGAAUGCGAGGACAUACCUAACGAUUUAUCUGAAAUCCCAACACCGGAGAUUGCAGAAUCCUAUCAUCAUCUUAGUGUUAUCACAUCUAAGAUUCCUGAGUUUGAUCCAGACUCAAAAGUUCACUUACUGAUUGGCAGAGAUCUACUGGAAGCCCAUCAUGUUGAAGAGCAAAUCCUUGGACCCCGAGGAGCACCCUUCGCACAGAAACUCGUUCUUGGUUGGGCCAUUAUUGGCGAAGUCUGUCUUGGGAGGAUUCAUCAGAGAACGUCCCUUAACGUGAAGAAAGUCUCAGUUUUGAAUGACGGUAGAGUGACAUGCAAUGAACUUUGUCCGAAUCUUUUGCAUAUCAAAGAACAGAUUUCAACUUCUAACAGUUUAGUUUGUGCUCGUGACUUUCGGGGUGAUAAUGUAUUCACAAAGACGCCUGACGAUGACCAAGUUGGUUUAUCAGUUGAGGAUCGUUUGUUCCUAAAGCUUAUGGACAAAACUUUCAAGAAGGACGAGGAAGGUUAUUGGACAGCCCCUCUGCCCUUUAGACAACUUCCUGAAUACUUACCCAACAACAAACCACAAGCAUUUCACCGAGCCCAAAUACUGCAUACAAACUUGCAAAGAGAUUCUGUUAAGAGAGAACAGUUCGUGACAUUCAUGCGUAAAGUACUGGACAGUGGAGCAGCAGAAGUGGCUCCUUCGUCUUCAAAUGCAGUUUGUUGGUAUCUACCGUUAUUUGGAGUUCGCCACCCGAGAAAGCCAGAACAAAUUAGAGGUGUUUUUGAUUCAUCUGCUGUUCAUGAAGGUAUCUCACUCAACAGCCUUCUUAUGUCUGGUCCAGACAUGGUUAACAGCCUAUUAGGAAUCCUACUUCGCUUCAGGAAGGAUGAAGUGGCAAUUACUGCGGACAUUGAACAAAUGUUCUACCGUUUUCGGGUGGAUGACGACCAUCGGGACUUCCUACGUUUUUAUUGGUACAGAGAGAAUGAUCCUGACGACAUCCUUGUUGAAUACAGAAUGCGUGCACACGUAUUUGGCAAUAGUCCAUCGCCUGCCAUAGCAACUUACGGAAUCCGCAAGACAGUAGAGAAUGCUGAUGAAGAUGUGAAGGACUUUGUGAAUCGUAACUUUUAUGUUGACGACGGACUCAUUUCCUUGCCUGAUGAAGCCAGCGCUAUCGACCUCAUGAAACGCACCCAGUCUGUCAUGAAGUCAGAAGGUAGAUUAAGACUACACAAAAUUACCUCUAAUAAACUGGCAGUGAUGGAAGCAUUUGAUCCAAGUGACCAUGGUGAACAACUCAAGGAGUUUGACGACGACGAUUUGGUCCAUAGAAGCCUUGGUCUCUGUUGGAACCUGAAAGAUGACACAUUUAGAUUUACAGUGCCAGUGAAGGAAAAGCCAUUCACUCGACGUGGUCUAUUGUCAACGGUGAAUAGUUUAUUUGACCCCAUAGGAUUUAUAACACCCAUUACUAUAAGUGGAAAGAUCCUCCUUCGAGAAGCAACACCCCCUGGUGUAGACUGGGAUGAACCCUUACCCUCCAGUUACCUUCAGAAGUGGACAGAGUGGCAGUCUUCACUUCAGAGCUUAAUAGAUGUCGCCAUACCACGGAUGUUAUCGCACGUGUCUGUGAGCCUAGCCAAGACUGCUGAAGUUCAUAUAUUUUGCGACGCAUCUGAAAAAGCUAUUGGAGCAUCAGCAUAUAUUAAAGUGGAAGAUGACCAAGGCCGCAACAGCGUUAGGUUCUUGAUGGGCAAGGGCAAGCUAGCCCCACCUAGAGGUCACACUAUUCCACGCUUAGAGCUCUGUGGAGCUGUUCUGGCAACAGAACUUGCAGAAAUAAUAUCCAUACAGCUAGACAUCCCAUUGGACUCUAUGCAUUAUUACACAGACAGCAAAGUUGUGCUGGGAUAUAUCAGCAAUCGUACUCGUCGUUUUUAUACGUAUGUGAGUAAUAGAGUGGACCGCAUUCUGAAAAUCUCCACUGCUGAUCAAUGGAAGUAUGUUCCUACAGACAAGAAUCCUGCCGAUUCCUGCACCAGAUGUAUCACUUCAGUCAUUGAUAUCAUGCAGCUUCCUUGGAUAAUUGGCCCACAGUGGUUAAGCAAUACAAGUACCGGUACAUCAGAAUGCACUGGUACCUCGGAGUAUUUUCCACUCAUUGAACCUGAUUAUGAUUCGGAAGUUAGGCCACUGAUGACAAAGAUCACCACCAACCAUCUUUCUCCGGUGCCUGCUUGUCUCGGAACAAAGCGCUUUGAGCGUUUUUCUAGCUGGAAGUCUCUGGUUUCCGCAAUCGCAUCUCUUCAACGCAUAGUUCGGAAUCGACGCGAUGGAUAUCAUGACACCAAACCCAUUAGCCAGUGUGAUGCCCUCAGAAAAGCUGAGAUUCUCAUUCUGAAGGAAACUCAGCAAGAACACUUUACUACAGACAUUAAAUGCCUGGCCAAUGGUAAACCUCUGGCAAAGAACAGCAGUAUUGCGACACUUUCACCCUAUCUUGAUGAGAAUGGGCUACUUCGUGUUGGAGGCAGGAUCAAUCGAGCAGCCGGACAAAUACCUGCAAGAGAAGUCAACCCUAUCAUCCUACCUAAAGCUAGCCACGUUUCCACCUUACUUAUUCGUCACUUUCAUGAACAAACCAAGCAUCAAGGAAGACUUAUUACGGAAGGAGCUCUGCGCACAGGAGGAUAUUGGCUCAUUGGCGCCAAACGAUUGAUUUCUUCUCUCAUACACAAGUGCGUGACUUGUCGUAAACUAAGACGCAGUUUAGAAACUCAGAAAAUGGCUGAUGUUCCUACAGACAGGAUAACCCCAGGACCCCCCUUUACAUCAGUCGGCAUUGAUGCCUUUGGACCCUGGCAGGUGGCUACACGCAAAACUCGAGGAGGUGCCGCUAACAGCAAAAGAUGGGGAAUCAUUUUUACAUGCCUAUUUUGUAGGGCAGUGCAUAUAGAAAUUGUAGAGGAGAUGUCAAGUUCUUCAUUUAUAAACGCCUUCCGUCGUUUCUUGGCAAUCCGUGGCCCUGUGAAGUUUAUACACUCUGAUAGAGGCUCCAAUUUUAUCGGAGCAGCCGAAGAAAUGAAGAUGAAUACAGUAAAGGUAGAGGAAGGACCCGUUCAAGAAUUCUUGCGCAACUCUGGAAUUACUUGGAUAUUCAAUGUUCCUCAUGCUUCACAUAUGGGAGGCAUCUGGGAAAGAAUGAUAGGGAUGACCAGAAAGAUUUUAGACUCUAUGCUACUUGAAUCCAGAUCCAAACCCCUCACACAUGAAACUCUUGCUACCUUUUUAUGUGAAGUCUGCGCCAUUAUUAAUUCGCGCCCAAUUGUUCCAAUAUCGACAGACCCAGAGAUGCCCAUGAUUCUUAGUCCGUCCAUGCUUCUGACAGGAAAAGUGGAUUUCUUACCUGUUGUGUCCGAUUCCUUGAAUCUUCCAGACAUCUAUCGAGCGCAAUGGAAGCAUGUGCAGGUGCUCGCUGAUAUCUUUUGGCGUCAUUGGAGGAGGGAAUACCUGAGCAUUCUACAAACCCGCCGUAAAUGGAAGCAUGAACAUCGCAACCUGAAUCCUGAUGAUGUUGUACUUAUUCGAGAUUCUUCGGAGCAUCGGAACAAUUGGCCAGUAGGCGUUGUCUCGAGAGUUUUUAAGAGUGAAGAUGACUUAGUCCGGAAAGUUGAGGUUAGAACCAUCCGUGACGGGAAACCUACCUUCUAUACCAGACCAGUGCAAGAACUUGUCGUGUUGUUAGAGUAAUAGUCUAGUCGAACCUUGUCAUCGAUUGUUUAUUGUAUUAUUUUUCUUUACUAAAUGUAAUAGUGGUAUCAGUAAGAUACCAGACGGGGAGUGUGCUGUAAUCAAACAAGAGUUAUGCCCCUUUUUUAUCUUUGUUGUACGAGUUAUCUAAUGUUUUUGUAUUUUGGAACUCUUCAAUGUUUUCGUUGAUCCAACGUUUUACCUAGUCGAAAUACACGAGGUGCUCCACCUUCGUUUUCUUGAUUUUGCUAUCCUAGCCUGCUCAAAAUGUAAGACUGAUUAUAUAAACUCAUAGUUAUGAAUAUCUCUGUUUCUUAGAUUGCUUUUUAUGUGUAAAUCAACUCUUUUUAAUCGAACACGGUUUAAUACUUUAAUCGAUACUUUGGCGGCCAUAUUUAAAUGUGCUAUUUAUGUAUAUUUAGUAUCAACAAUUUGUUUUAAAAGUUUCUGGUAUAUUAAUAGAUCUUGAAUUUAUUAAGCUUUCUGAAUAUGUAAUUUCUCUCUAUUAACUCUUAAAGAUAGCUUACUAGAAUAUAAAUGCAUGUGACUGUGUGUGUAUUGUAUGACAUGGUAUUGUAAUGGUGUCUUUAUUUGUGUUCUAUUUUUUGUUACAGCCUUUUACCAUAUGUUGGCACACGCUUUAUCAAUAAAACUUAGAAGAUUGUAACAUUGCCUUCCAUGGUUAACUUAGCUG